GCGGUAUAAGUAACCGUGAGUUCGAGUUCUACAUUCUUUUGCACAUGACCAGUCAAUGGAGUUAGGCCACAAGAUCAGUUGACCAUGGGCUCUCCUUUCAUAUCAAAACUUGGACUGAUGGUAGCGAUACUUUGGUUGAAGCAGACAGGGUGUGAAGCAAGCACUGUAACGAUGGUGAAUCUGUCACUGCCAUUAAUAAAUUCUACACAUUCUGCAUCAAACCUUUCGACAAAUGUAUCGUUGGCAACUAUUCAUGGUGACAAUAGAAGCACUUCUGAAGAUGUUAGUCCCGUAACAACAAAUGGCAUGAUCGUCGAUACUGACUUAAUCGACCAUGGUCACAUCUGCCCAUAUGAUAAACCGUUCAAGGGACCUGAUAACUGCAGCAUUGGUUAUGACAUGGUAGACUCUCUGAAAGAUAAGCUGAUUACACCAUCGAUAGAAGUUGAGUGGCCGUGUGAACUCUUGCACUUUUGGAGUGACUUCAAGCCAUUUGUGAACUUUGUUAAAGGACUUCUUUCAUAUGGCACCUCCAUCAUUGUUGCAGUUGGAUUGGUUUUCAAUGCACUAUCAUUUCGAGUGUUUAUACAUCCUGAUAUGAGUUCAACAUCUUCUCAUAUCUAUUUAGCAGCACUAGCAGUCUUUGAUUCACUGGUCUUGAUUUUCAAUUUCAUGAUCGGGGUUUUAAGGGGACAAAAUCCAAAUACGGUGAAUAAGUCGUUUCAAAGUAGUGAAGGCCUUUGCCGCGUUCAUUCCGUUGUUAUUGAGCUGUUUAAUUUACUCAGUGUUUGGAUGAUCGUUUGUUUCACGGUAGAACGUUUUAUAAGCGUCACAUUCCCCUUCAAAGUGGUCACAUUGUGCACCGUAAAACGCGCGCGAAGGGUUAUUAUCGGGGUUUCAAUAUUGGUGUUCAUUAUUUCAUGCCACAAGAUUUUCAUAUCUGGUUUUGAAGGUGACAGUGUAUUUGGUUACCAGGCGUGUAGGAAGAACACGUUCAAAUUUGGAGAGGCGAUAUACUUCUAUGUCGGCUUUAAUACGUGGCUCCCUGCCAUUACUAUCCUUGUAAUCAAUGUCGCUAUUAUUGUAAGACUCCGUAAACAAUCCACCAAACGUCGCCAGCUUACACAAGUUGGAAAAUCUAAGACCGAUGAAAAAGCAGUAGAAAAUCGUGAAGCUAGAGUCACUCGACUUUUGCUUAUUGUCUCUUUUACGUAUUUCUUCUUGAUCCUACCUCUUGGACUCGUACAAAGUGUUGAGCUGGUUUAUAAUAAGGUCUAUAAAGUUCCACAGAGUAACAUUGAACCUCAGAAAUCAGAAUAUGUGCAUUAUCAGACUAACAAAUUUCGUUUGAAAUGGACAAGGGCAUUUUUCUUUUUCUUCUAUCAAAUCAACUUCUGCGUGAAUUUCGUACUUUAUGUUGGAACUAAUCUCAAAUUCCGUGCAACUCUCUCAAAGAUUCUGCCCUUUUGCAACAAUGACUCAAGUCAUGAGAACAAAGAGAAGAGCUCUACAAUCACGCGAAACACGGAAUUCGGGAAUUCUGCCAUUCGGAAAAGGUCAAAUGAGAACGUUCACGUGCUUAAUGCCAGUAAUUUAGGGAAAAUUAACGACGGGAGAAUGGCUCAGAUACAGCGGUUGCUAUGGACGGAUGAAUACACCGAUUUUGAUGACAACAUACUCAUAGAGAGUCCAUUUGUUCAGGUGACUCCAAGUGGGAAAGGCUUGAAACAGCUGUAUGUCGGUCUCACCCAAGACGCAAUCAUCAUGGCUGUCCAUAAUCUCAGUCGAGGUCAGGAUACACACGAGCAGAUGUUCAUCGAUGGUAACACGACCGACCCUGAACUGGACUUUAUAGAACUGAACAAAAUCAUCCCUCUUGCGUGUGUGCGUAUAAAUAUUGAUAAUGACCCGGGGAAGAGGAUUGUCGUUGAGUUGUGCUCAGGGGAGCCUGUGUACCUUGAGCUCAGCGAGAAACACAACAGGGAACAAAUCUGGGAUGAAUGGUAUGACCAGAUCGCAGCCCUUAAUUCCCCGUACAGGUUUUGUUCCAUUGAUCUUGGUGAAGAACCACUUCGAUUGUAUAGACAUACUGAGGCCCCUGAUGGGUUUAUCAGAGUGCGUUUCGGAAAUGGAGACCAUAGUAGCGGAGAUGAGUCCUCGGCACCCGGAAGUAGAAGGAACUCACUUCCUGGCCUCAAUGUGGGACUAGCCAGACGAAGUAGUUCUCAUAACGGGUUGGGCACUCCAGAUUCUCCCUUGCAUUAUAGCGGAGUCAUAUCGCCUCUCGCAACAGCAUACUUGCAGGGUAGAAACUUCUUAUCACCACACCGAAAGGAUUCUAAAGAAAGCCAAAACUCCAAUGUAAGUAGAGAAAGGAAAGUCAGUGUGAUUCCAGAGGAAACUCAAAAAUCUGAAAAGUCUGAUGAUACGCACUCAUCAUGUACAGUAUCAAUCAGUGAUAUUGUACCAGCUAAAGAUAUUGACUCAAUGUCUGUGUGUUCUGAUAUGAUUAACGUCAAUAAUGUCGAUAAGGCACGCAUUGUUGAAUCAGACGACGCAAGUGACAAUAAAGAGAAGACACGCUACCUUAAUUCUGAUACUGCCAUUGCUGACAGUAAACGCAGUAGCCGACGAAGUGGAAUCAGUCAUUUUAUGAUGAUGUUUGGAAGAUUAAACAGCUCAGAUAAAAAGUUAUCGGAACCACAUAGCCAUGUAAAAGAUAAAAACAAAGAGAACGAAACAGCAGAAAAGAACAACGAAGAAGGGUCUGAAAAACAAGAAUAUCAAUCUCCUAAACCAAAACGUAAGUUGUCCUUUUUGCGACGAAUAUCUUUUACAAAUGGAAAGAGAUCGAAGAAGGACAAACCAAAAGGUCCAGAUUCACCAACAAAUGUGAAUUCUGAGUCGGCAUCACCAGCCAUCAUAGAGCCGGUUAUAAACAAUGCCGCAGACAACCUCAGUUGUAACUCGGACAAAGACAGUGGUUACCAACAGAGUGAGUACCUUGGGGCAGAAGGGAGACCAUCUCCUGUUGAUCCAUUUGGAUUUGGCCACGUGCUAGAAGCCGGACGACUAGACAUAACAAAUAUGCAGUACAAUCCUCCGAUAUCAACUCAUGAACAUAACCGAUCUGAAGGUCCAGGAGUUCUUGAGGGCGCGAAUGGGGUUCCACACCGGAGAAUUAUCCACGUUGACAGUUUGGAUGAUUUUGAAUCUAUACCUGAACCAGAUUCUAAUUUUAUUGAUAUUCCAAUUGAAGUUGCAGAGGAUCUAAUUAAUGAACGCCAGCAAAUCUUAAUGUCUAGAUCACCUUCUCCUCAUCGAGAUAGGAAAUCAUCAAUGGAAUCCACUGAGCAUGUUUCAUUUGAAAAUAUGAAUACAACACCACGUUUAGAGUGGAUGAACCGCCAGCGUUCUUCAAGCAUUGAUAUGUUACCUGAGCGCCCAAGGUCUCGACCAACGAGUCCUUUGGUAGGCCGACGAAUCUCUCACGAAAUGAACCAGAAUGCCAAUCCUAGAUUUAAAGUACUUCAAAGAAUGAAUAAGAUGUAUAGCUCAAUGGAAGACAUUGCACGCAUGAAUAACUUGAGACAAGUGGUACACGAUGCACAAGUCACCAAAGGGAGUUUGGAUGCGAUAGAUAGGAACGAAUGGUCACUCGUGAAGUCAGACGUGGACAGAUGGGUAGCAAUACAUGCCAAAUCUCCUAAGAUCGUCAGAAAGAGAUCGAAGAGUAUGGCACGUAAACUCGGUAUGGUCGGGUCAUCAUUAGUUGACGAGCAGUCCUCGCAGUGUUCUUCAACAGCAAGUCUGACAGAUGUAUCUGCCAUGGAAGAAGACAAUACUAAGGAUGAGAUAUUCGUCGCAUAUGAAACUAUUGCUCCUGAUACAUCUUAUGCUGGCGUUGUUGACCAAGUACAAAUGAACGCAGGCAAUGUGACGCAAACGCAACAAACUAUUGGGACUGAGGAAAAGCAUCAUUUGUCUGCUAACUCAGUUGAUAUCAUAGUUACUGGAUGUGAUACUCAUGAACUUGAUAUGCUUGUUAAACAGAACGAAGAUCCCAAUUCUAAUACCAAUGCUGCAAAGUGCAGUGCAAUUCACAAAAGUGGACCAAAACUCUCUUUAAUUGAGAAAAUAAAACGGAAAAGGAAGCAAAAGAAAUUGAAGUCAUUGUCGACUAAUGACUUAUCAGUGACCGCACCCAAAUCGCCUCAACAUACGAAUGCGUCUAUAGAAAGUGCACAGUAUCAUAAUAAUUCUUUUGAACAUAAAGGUGGAAUCAGCCUACAAAAGAAUUGGUCAAUAAAUGUAACCAACACCAAAGUAAAUGACUCAGCAGAUCACGAUAAAGAAGGACCAGUCAAGAAAAGGUUGAGCCAAAUUAUCAAUAGGCCUAGAUCGAAAUCUAAAAGUAAGAAAGAAGCCAACGAAUCGAAAGUCCAUAAAAAAUCCAUAACAAAGUCAAACAAUUCUGUUGAAGAUCAGAUGAAAAAUGGGAACAACAAUGAAUCCGAUGAUGACAUUGAUAAAGAGGUCCGUAAAUAUAAAACGUCACUGACUGGUUCGAUACCAAAUAUAACUACAGGGUCUCACUCCCCUAAAACACAAAGAUCACCUCGGCUGUUAAAGCAUAAACUUUCAAAAGCAACAAGGAAGAUAAGCGUAAUGGACGCCUUGAUGAAAGGAGUUCACCGUACAUCUGGACAUGAUGAUGCAUCACCGUUCUAUGAUGCCAAUUAUGCUAUCCCAUAUGCCUACGAUCCGGUUGUGUUUGAAAAGUGUAAGGCAUUGCAGAACAAUUCCAGGAGGAAAUCAACCAUGCAUCAUAUCCCUGCUGGCAACGAUGGUGGUACAACACAACCAGUGGGAAUAUAUGAAGAAUACAUCGCCAUUGACACUCCAGUUGGAGAUAAAGCAAGUGCUGUGGCCCCUGAUAGACCACCACAUUUCCUUGGUCUCCAACCAGAGAACACAACCAGAAAUUACGUCAUUAAGAAAGUCCUAGCCAGGGGUAUAGAGACGGAUAGUAGUGAUUCUGAAUAAAACACUCCAUGUGCAAUUCCAGUAGUAAUCCAAGAUAGGAAGAAACAGAACACUAGGGAAUGAAAGUACACCUACUUUGCUCGGUGACAAUUGCGGUGGUGAAGUCCUGAACAUUGUAUUUUGUCAUCAAAUAAUACUCUUUUGACAAAUAAUUUCUUGAAUUAAGAAUUCUUAUUAGUUUGAUGCCGAUAUUUGUUGCCUUUUU
Messenger RNA from Owenia fusiformis, 5251 nucleotides. NCBI's taxonomy places the organism in Eukaryota, Metazoa, Annelida, Polychaeta, Sabellida, Oweniidae. The record is from the annotation of a GenBank genome assembly.